Fundulus heteroclitus (mummichog) is the source of this 958-nucleotide messenger RNA. It is a transcript of the gene ins, whose product is annotated as preproinsulin. Lineage: Eukaryota; Metazoa; Chordata; Actinopteri; Cyprinodontiformes; Fundulidae. Gene Ontology annotation, cellular component: extracellular region. The transcript is spliced from 5 exons. The coding region runs from base 403 to 753 and encodes 116 amino acids. Gene Ontology annotation, molecular function: hormone activity. The record is from RefSeq and is a predicted model, not a curated record.
AGACCUGAGCCUGCAGCACGGUGUCUUUGAAACUACUUCUAAUAUCAGAAUCCUUAAAAAGAGAGAUGUUUUUUUUUAUUUUUGAUAAAGAAACCCAAGCUCCUCUCUAGACGCUUUUUGGCCAAAGUAUUUUCAAAAACCUGUAAGAACGGACGUCUUUGUCUGAAGGCCAGCUACCAACAUGGCGGCCACCGACAAAAACCACGGCCCUGAUACAGGAGCUGAAAUAACAUGGAGUCAGAGAUGAGGGUGAAGAGAGCUCAACAGCAGAGAAGUCUUGGAUUAUAAAAGGAGGUGAAUCUCUGCAUUCUGCCUCACUCCAACCAGCUCUCAGCUGCCUCUGCUCUUCGCCUUCAUUAGAGUGUCACCUCCUCCAAAGACUCCCGACAAUUAUCCUCCGACAUGGCGGCUCUGUGGCUCCAGUCCUUCUCCCUGCUACUCUUACUGGUUGUAUCGUGGCCAGGCUCCCAGGCUGUCGCCCCUCCGCAGCACCUGUGCGGCUCUCACCUGGUUGAUGCUCUCUAUCUGGUCUGUGGGGACAGAGGAUUCUUCUACAACCCCAAGAGAGACGUGGAUCCUCUCCUGGGUUUCCUCCCUUCAAAGACAGGCACAGGGUUGACUCACGGCGGUGAGAAUGAGGUGGCUGAGCUGGCCUUUAAGGACCAGAUGGAGAUGAUGGUUAAGAGAGGCAUCGUCGAGCAGUGUUGUCACAGGCCCUGCACCAUCUUUGACCUGCAGAACUACUGCAACUAAGUGGCAUGCAGACAGUCCAUGUCUAGCCAGCGACUGCGCAGCUUGGUUUGUUGGCUAACCUAAAGCGAACCCAAUCCCACACCUCCACCCUCGCCUCUGAAGAGCAGCAGUUCGGAUCUCUUCCAGAGAAUCAGCUGCGGUUAAUGACGUGCUGAGAGAUGGAUUAUUUUUGCAAGAAAAUAAAGUUUUAUGAAUUGAGACAACA